CCCGAGUCCGGUUCGGCUUCAGCCUUCAGGAGCCAUCUCCCUCCUCCACUUUCAAUUCCAUUUUUAGCUCUUUCCCCGCUCUUGUUCUCUAGAGCCGCCCCAUCGUUUCUAUGAAUGAGCAUCCCACACUUGAUCUCUCUGUUGAAACAAUGCAACGCUUCAAAAUCACUCCUCCAAGCUAGAGUCAUUCACCAAAAGAUCGUAACUUUGGGCUUGCAGACCGAGAUUACCCUGUGCAAGAACCUCAUCAAUGUCUACUCCUCUUGCCGCUGUCAUGACUCUGCUGAACUCGUCUUCCGAAGGAUCGGAAACCCAUCGGACAUCUCAUUGUGGAACGCCCUCCUCGCUUCUUACACAAAAAAUCACGCUUACAUUGAAGCUCUUCAGCUCUUCGGAAGUUUGCUGCGCUACCCUUCCCUGAAGCCUGAUUGUUUCACUUACCCGAGUGUGCUGAAGGCAUGCGGUGGACGGGAAUGGAUUCGCUGCGGGAGAUCGAUGCAUGGGCAUUUCGUGAAAUCUGGGUAUGUUUUCGAUGUUGUGAUAUCGAGUUCUUUAGUUGGGUUGUAUGCCAAAUGCGGCUACUUCGAUCACGCAGUUCAGCUGUUCGAUGAAAUGUCUGACAGAGAUGUGGCAAGUUGGAACACUGUCAUAUCUUGUUAUUAUCAGAGUGGGAAAUACGAGAAGGCGUUGGACUUGUUUGGAAGAAUGAAGGAAUUCGGAUUUCAGCCCAACUCUGUCACAUUGACGACUGCCAUUGCUGCGUGUGCGAGACUUUUGGAUAUUGAAAAGGGGAAAGAGAUCCACUCGGAGCUCACGAGAACUGGCUUCGUGCUGGAUGAUUUCAUGAGCUCUGCUCUUGUGGACAUGUACGGGAAAUGUGGUUGCUUGGAGAUGGCUGAAGACGUGUUUCACCAAAUGCCUAAGAAAACCGUAGUUGCUUGGAAUUCUUUGAUUUCAGCUUACGGUUCUACCGGAGACUGCAAUCAAUGCAUGAAACUGCUCAGUAGGAUGAUUCUUGAAGGCAUUAGACCAACUUCAACAACAAUAAGUACCAUAUUGCUGGCAUGUUCACGAUCAGGACAACUCCAACCUGGAGCAUUUCUCCAUGGGUACAUCCUCCGAAACAGAAUCGCCCCUGAUCAGUUCAUCAACAGUACCCUUAUCGAUCUAUACUUCAAAUGCGGGAAACCUCAUACAGCUGAAAAGGUGUUCAGAACGAUUCCCAAACCAGACAUAGUUUUGUGGAACGUAAUGAUUUCAGGAUUCACCAUGGUAGGAAAGCUCUUCGAUGCACUUGGAAUCUACAAUCAAAUGAAAGCAGCAGGUGUAAACCCAGAUGCCAUGACAUUCUCCAGCGUUCUAUCAGCUUGCUCGCAACUAGCAGCUCUGGAACAAGGCAAGGCAAUCCACAUCUCGGUCUCUGAUAACGGACUGGAGAGCAAUGAAGUGGUCAUGGGAGCUUUGCUAGACAUGUACGCAAAAUGUGGAGCGAUGAACGAAGCCCUCUCCGUAUUUCUGAAGCUCCCAAUCAGGGACCUCGUCUCUUGGACGUCCAUGAUCACUGCAUAUGGCUCUCACGGCCAGGCAAAAGAUGCCUUGGAGCUGUUCGACGAGAUGCUGCAGUCGAGCGUAAAGCCAGAUGGAGUCACUCUCCUUGCAGUCUUAUCAGCCUGCAGCCAUGCAGGAUUAGUCGACGAAGGUUGCUACUAUUUCAGACGGAUGAUCGAUGAAUACAAAAUACAGCCAAGGUACGAACAUUACUCGUGCUUGAUCGACCUUUUGGGGCGAUCUGGUAGGCUUCAGGAAGCUUACAAUGUCCUGGAAACGAAUGCAGAGAUUAGAGAAGACGUUGAGCUAUUAAGCACGCUGUUAUCAGCUUGCUGCUUGCACAAGGAAUUUGAGCUGGGGGAAAGAAUUGGGAAUGUGAUUGUCGAGAAGGGUUCGAGUGAUCCAUCGGUUUAUGUGGCAUUGUCGAAUAUGUACGCGUCGUCGAGGAAGUGGAAGGAGGUUGGGAGGGUGAGGUGGAGGAUGAAGGAGCUGGGGUUGAGGAAGAGUAAUCCUGGGUGUAGCUGGAUUGAGAUUGAUGAUCGAAUUGCACAGUUCUUUAUGGGAGAUGAGUGGCACGAGGAGGCUGACAUGGUGAGGGAAUGUCUUGCCGUUCUUUAUGAUCAUAUGGAGAAGGUGGAAAGAGAAGGAUGGACAGAGAUUGUCUAGUGAAAGUUGAAGAGGUGAUCAAUAAUGACUGCUCGGAAGAAGCUAUUUGGACAUUUGGGAGUUAGUACUUUGAGAGGCUUAAUGCAUGGCAGGGAUGACAAGAGUAUUCAUAUUCAUCGAAAUCGAAUUGGAUGAGUUUAGAGUAAGUUUUGGAUGAAAUUUAAAUCCAACUAUUAGGGGAUGAUUAGAUUUGUCAUUAUUCCGUUUCAAAUUUUAUACUUAUAUUAAAAAGAUUUGGCAUAGAGAGAUUCAACGG
Molecule: messenger RNA, 2470 nt
Organism: Linum tenue
Lineage: Eukaryota; Viridiplantae; Streptophyta; Magnoliopsida; Malpighiales; Linaceae
Source: the annotation of a GenBank genome assembly